CAUCAAUAAUAUUUAAUGGACAUAGAAGGUGAAGUUCCUUUUCAACAGAAUAAUCAGAUGUCUGCUCCUGAAAUAGGGAGGAGUCAUACGGAAGAAGAUGAAGAAGGCCCCUUAAUAAAUUAUGAUCCUCAUCUUGUCCAGGAGAGACAAAGACACCAGCCUGGGUUGCUCCAGGUGAUCCUUGAUUAUACGAUUUAUCCGAUAGGCAGAGGUAUCAAAUAUAUUAUCCCCAAUUUUAUCAAGAGAGGGAUCACUGAUCUUUUCAGAUCACAACUCCCAGGUGAAAAGUUUCUGGAAAAUUUGAAAGAUGAUGACGUAUUUACUGAUGAGUUUGUUGAAACAGAAAAUUUGUUUGCAAUUUGGCAGAUUAACACCUUCAAGAAUGCAGUAUUCGCAGCUCACUUCAAGAGGAAACCGAUCUUGUUUAUUAUGGCAGAUCUCAUGAAUGACGAAAGCUUGGAAAUCCUUCAGGCUAUUUUCCAUGACGAAGAAACCCUAAAAAUUAUUAGUUCUAAUUUUAUCGUUUUUGGUGUAGAAUAUGGGAAUACUGAAGGAGAUAACUUAGCACUAGAAUUCGACAUCAGAAUCAGUCCUCAUUUCGGAAUAAUAAUGGCUAAAUCAGAUACUGAAUAUGACGAUAUUGCUUGCUUCAACGACGCUAAUGUAGAAAUCGAGGGUUUCAGGACCUUCUUAACAAACUCCUUCGGCACCUUCAAAUAUCUCUCAGAAGCCAUGGCCAGGGGUCUUCAUCACCAAGCUCCAGAGAACCUCGAAUCUUCUGAAGACCUUGAAAAUCCCGAAAUUUACCAAAUCGACUUCGAGGCGGAACAAAGAAGACUAGAAGACCGAGCUAUUCGGGAACAGCAGAAGAGAGAAUACGAGAAAGCUCAAGAAGAAGACAGACUCAGAUUCUUGAAACGGAAGGAAGAGGAGCACAAGGAGAAGCUGAAGCAGCAAGAAGCAGAGAAUCUAGCGCAAAAGAAGAAGGACGAACUCCCUUCAGAGCCAUCUGAAGGGACAAUUAUUAAGUUUAGAGAGCCUGAGAAUGGGAAGACUUUUAUUAGAAAGUUUAAUCCUUCAGACACUGUGAGUAUUCUUUAUGAUUAUGUGCAAUCUAAAUUGGAUGAGAUUGAAUUUGAGGAGGAUACAGUUCUUUUUGAGAUAGGAGUAAUUGAAGGGGGAUUCAAAGUUUUGGAAGAUAGAGAGAAAACACUUGAGCAAGAAGGCUUAUGUCCCUCAGCUACCUUGCAUAUCAGAGAAGUUGGAAGAGAGGAAGAAAGUGAAGAAGAAGACUAA
Moneuplotes crassus is the source of this 1296-nucleotide messenger RNA. Lineage: Eukaryota; Ciliophora; Spirotrichea; Euplotida; Euplotidae. The record is from the annotation of a GenBank genome assembly.